GCACUUGUGGGGGUGAGCUGCCACCGAGGCGCUGCACCGUCCACCCAGACAGUGCGCUGGCAAAAUGGACCAGGAAACCCUGGGAAGCAUUGUCCUGCUCGCCAUCGUCACCUUGAUAAGCGUUGUCCAGAACGCUUUUUUUGCUAGCAAAGUGAAGUAUGAAAGCAAACACUGCGAUGGCAAGGGGUUCCAGCGGCAAGGAUCCUCUGCCUUCGACCGUGUCUACACUGCCAACCAGAACUGCGGACACUCGUACCCAACGUUUCUGGCCGUGCUUUGGUGCGCUGGCCUUCUCUGCAGCCAAGCUCCUGCCGCCUUUGCUGGACUGAUGUACUUGUUUGUGAGGCAGAAGUACUUUGUGGGCUACCUCGGAGAGAGAACUCAGAGCACUCCUGGUUACUUGUUUGGAAAACGCAUCAUUUUGUUCCUGUUCCUCAUGUCUGUCGCUGGAAUACUCAACUACUAUCUCAUCUUCUUUUUCGGAAGUGACUUUGAAAUGUACAUAAAAACGAUGACCAGCGCAAUCUCUCCGUUGCUGCUCAUCCCCUAGCUCGCUGCAGCACUGAGAGGGUCAGCGUGCUGAAUGUAUCAAUACCCAGAAACAGCCAUAAUUCAACUGCUUAAGAAAUGAACCUCUAACCCUUUUAGAUCACUGUAAAUCUCAUGCUUGAUGGGCUUUGUGCUUUGAUUUA
Messenger RNA from Tauraco erythrolophus (red-crested turaco), 692 nucleotides. It is a transcript of the gene ALOX5AP, whose product is annotated as arachidonate 5-lipoxygenase activating protein. Gene Ontology annotation, biological process: leukotriene biosynthetic process. The record is from RefSeq and is a predicted model, not a curated record. Gene Ontology annotation, cellular component: membrane; nuclear envelope; endoplasmic reticulum. NCBI's taxonomy places the organism in Eukaryota, Metazoa, Chordata, Aves, Musophagiformes, Musophagidae. Gene Ontology annotation, molecular function: enzyme activator activity; leukotriene-C4 synthase activity; glutathione transferase activity.